AUGCUCUCUCAAGCUUUCCCAAGGCUCGUCAGCAGGGCUGCAAGAGUAUCACCCAUUGGCAAGGCUCGAUUCUCAUCACAAUCAUCUCCCUCAGUACCUUUCUUAGCAUCAAAAACAGCCAUUGGAACGUCAACUUUAUUAGCAGCAGGUUCAUUAGCAUGGUACAAUCAUUUAUACGGUACAAGCUCUUUAUUACCUGAAGCCUCAGCAAAUUCAGCCGCUGAAAAUGGUAUGCAUCCUACCACAUGGCCAUUUGAACAUUAUGGUCCUUUCGAGACUUUUAACCAUGCCAGUAUCAGAAGAGGUUAUCAAGUUUACCGAGAAGUCUGUUCAGCUUGUCACUCCCUCGAUCGAAUCGCUUGGCGAAAUUUGGUCGGUGUAUCUCAUACCGUAGAUGAAGCCAAAGCUAUGGCUGAAGAAGUCGAAUAUACCGAUGGACCAAAUGAUGAAGGAGAGAUGUUCCAACGACCAGGAAAGCUCGCAGAUUACAUGCCUGCACCUUACCCCAACGAAGAAGCCGCUCGAGCUGGUAACGGAGGUGGUCUUCCCCCAGAUCUUUCACUUAUCGUAAAAGCUCGACACGGAAACGCCGAUUACAUUUACUCUCUUCUUACUGGAUACUGUGACCCUCCCGCUGGUGUUAAACUUGCAGAGGGUAUGAACUACAACCCUUACUUCCCAGGUGGUGGUAUUGCUAUGGCCAGAGUAUUGUUCGAUGGUUUAGUUGAGUACGAUGAUGGAACCCCCGCUACAUCCUCUCAAAUGGCUAAAGAUGUUACCGUUUUCCUCAACUGGGCAGCUGAACCUGAACAUGAUCAAAGAAAGAAGAUGGGUUUACAAGCUUUAAUGAUUCUUUCAACUUUAACCGCUAUUUCACUUUACGUCAAGAGAUUCAAAUGGUCAUACCUCAAAACCAGAAAGAUCGUAUAUGACCCCCCUAAGCCCGCUAGACACGGUCCCCUUUAA
Kwoniella shivajii is the source of this 966-nucleotide messenger RNA. RefSeq lists its product as uncharacterized. The record is from RefSeq and is a predicted model, not a curated record. NCBI's taxonomy places the organism in Eukaryota, Fungi, Basidiomycota, Tremellomycetes, Tremellales, Cryptococcaceae. The transcript is spliced from 6 exons. Gene Ontology annotation, biological process: mitochondrial electron transport, ubiquinol to cytochrome c. Gene Ontology annotation, molecular function: electron transfer activity; heme binding. Bases 1 to 966 code for a protein of 321 amino acids.